Colletotrichum costaricense is the source of this 390-nucleotide messenger RNA. Its product is annotated as ATPase. Gene Ontology annotation, molecular function: ATP hydrolysis activity; ATP binding. The transcript has 2 exons. NCBI's taxonomy places the organism in Eukaryota, Fungi, Ascomycota, Sordariomycetes, Glomerellales, Glomerellaceae. The coding region runs from base 1 to 390 and encodes 129 amino acids. The record is from RefSeq and is a predicted model, not a curated record.
AUGGCAGAUCACGCUCGCCGCCCACUUCUCACGGCCAAUUCAGGCCAAUUCAUUGGCUCGCCGGCUGAAGUCGAAGUAUCUCUAGCUAAACUGCUUCAAAGUGCUACACGGUGGGGAGCUCUAGUGCUAUUAGACGAAGCAGAUGUUUUUAUGCAAGCUCGUAACUUGCAAGAUCUGGAGCGCAACGGAAUUGUUUCCAUGCUGCUGCGCACUCUUGAGUACUUCGAAGGGACACUGUUCUUAACAACCAACCGGGUUGGAACGAUUGAUAGCGCUUUCAUGUCCCGAAUUCACCUGGCGCUCUCCUACGAACCCCUAUCCGAAGCAGCGAGAAGACAACUCUGGGAUACCUGGAUAACACGAGCAUGUCGUGGACAGCGUCCUAUUUGA